Coprinopsis cinerea okayama7#130 is the source of this 306-nucleotide messenger RNA. RefSeq lists its product as hypothetical. The coding region runs from base 1 to 306 and encodes 101 amino acids. The transcript has a single exon. NCBI's taxonomy places the organism in Eukaryota, Fungi, Basidiomycota, Agaricomycetes, Agaricales, Psathyrellaceae. The record is from RefSeq and is a predicted model, not a curated record.
AUGACCAAGAGGUUUGGUAAACAUGUCUGCAGGGUUGUCGUUUGUAUCAACUCGAAGGAUUUCAACGUCUCCUUCUUCAACACGUUCGCGAAUGUAGUGAUAGCGAACAUCAAUGUGUUUGAUACGACGUUCCUGAAUGGGAUUGGUGCCGAUAAAGAUGGCUCCAUUGUUGUCCGUGUUAGGAAUACAAUGCACAUGUCACCUCUAUUCCAUUUACGGGUACAAGGAUGCCCAAUUAUGUACGAACGUUUCAUGUAUCCUUAUACGGACAUUCUAUUGUUCUCUGAUCUCGGAUAUAUUAAGUAG